Messenger RNA from Mycena citricolor, 672 nucleotides. Lineage: Eukaryota; Fungi; Basidiomycota; Agaricomycetes; Agaricales; Mycenaceae. The record is from the annotation of a GenBank genome assembly.
AUGGGGCCUAGAGCCAUCUCAUCCCCAUCUCCCCAAAUCGCUUCGACCGCACCCCUCAAUAUUCGCAAGCCCCAGCGGCCGAGCCUAGCCCUUCCUACACCGCCCUCCGCGAGGACGCCCACGCCCAACCUCAGUUUGUCCAUCCCCCACGUCGCCUCUCGGCCUACCACGCCCAAACUCGGCUUAAACAUCCCACCGCGGAUAAACACCCAAUCGAGGCAUGGAGAUGGCGACGAUUCGCCCCAGAGCAUGUACUACGGUGGACCGCCCCUCUCACUACCCGCGAUGCAAUCACCCCAUGCCGAUUUGACGAUACGGCCAGAUUCCGCCUUCCCCAACAAGGCACCCAAUCACACCCUCCCACCGGAACGAAUCUCCGGCCAAGAAUACGGAAUUCGAUCAGAUGUCUGGUCGACGGGGAUUUCAUUGUUGGAACUUGCCCAGAAUCGCUUCCCCUUCCCUCCGGAUCUGCCACCUAUUGAACUGAUGAUGUACAUCACUGCCGGCGAGCCUCCUCGACUGGAAGACGAACCCGGGCUGGAGUGGAGUGAUGAGAUGAAGGAUUUCAUUAAACAGACGCAAGUGGUUGACAGUCGAUUCGCUCGCCCGUCCAACGCCGAAGGAUCUGCUUUCUCAUCCAUGGAUUGUUUCCGUGAUGAAACAGGAGACUGA